Abrus precatorius (Indian licorice) is the source of this 1185-nucleotide messenger RNA. RefSeq names its product GDSL esterase/lipase At4g10955. The record is from RefSeq and is a predicted model, not a curated record. The transcript is spliced from 2 exons. The coding region runs from base 1 to 1185 and encodes 394 amino acids. Lineage: Eukaryota; Viridiplantae; Streptophyta; Magnoliopsida; Fabales; Fabaceae.
AUGAGCAUGCAAACCGGAAGCGAAGUGAUCAAAGAAGAAGAAGAGGGAACAAAGGAAGUGAUUCAAGAAGAACCAUUAUCACACCCUUAUGCCUUUCAUGUCUCUGGUCCUCGCAAUUUGACCAACCUUAACUGGAGAGACCUUAUUAGUUCUAGCUGGAAGGAUGCAAAUUACAAAAGAACUGUCAUUGCAUGCUUUAUACAGGCGGUUUAUCUGCUUGAACUUGAUAGACAGGAGAACCGAACACCAGAAAAUGCUUUAGCUCCAAAAUGGUGGAUUCCAUUCAAGUAUAAACUCACACAAACAUUGAUCGAUGAAAGAGAUGGAUCCAUUUUUGGUGCAAUAUUUGAAUGGGAUAGAUCAGCAGCAAUGGCUGACUUUGUAUUAAUUAGACCAAGUGGUGCUCCAAGAGCUGUUUUAGCACUAAGGGGAACAUUACUCAAGAGCCUUACAAUGCGAAGAGACAUUGAAGACGACCUUCGUUUUCUUGCCUGGGAAAGCUUGAAGGGCUCUGUGAGGUUUAAAGUGGCUUUGGAGGUACUAAAAUCGGUUUCUGAUACAUAUGGAAGCUGUAAUGUUUGUAUUGCUGGCCAUUCAUUAGGAGCUGGUUUUGCUCUUCAAGUGGGAAAGGCCUUAGCCAAAGAUGGCAUUUAUGUGGAAACACAUUUGUUCAAUCCACCUUCUGUUUCAUUAGCCAUGAGUCUGAGAAAUAUUGGAGAAAAGGCUGAGUUAGCUUGGAAGAGACUUAAAUCCAUGCUUCCUUCAAGUAGUGAAGAAGCUCAAAUCAGCAAUGAUGGAGACAAGAAUGUAGGAUUGAAGAGUUGGAUACCGCGGUUAUCUAGCUUCAAGAAUGCUGGUUUUGGGGUGGGAAAAUGGGUUCCUCAUUUGUAUGUGAACAACAGUGACUAUAUAUGUUGCUCUUAUACUGAUCCUGAAUGCUCAGGAGUGAAAGAUGAUGCUGACAAGGAGAAUAUUGGUCCAACAAAUGGGCAAGUUACGGCGAAGCUGUUUGUUGUCACAAAGGAAAAGCAGAAGUUUCAUGAAGCUCAUGGCUUGGAACAAUGGUGGUCUAGUGAUGCACAACUUCAACAAGCUAUCCCUAAUAGCAAACUCAUAAGCAGGCAACUUAAAUCUUUAUAUACCAGUGGUAAUCCUUCACAAGUAAUGCAGGGAAAACCAAGGUAA